AUGUUCACAAAGACUGCUCUGACAACAUCGCUGCUCGCCGCCCUGGCCGCAUCGCAGCAGGUUGACUACAACUCGAUCUCGCAGAACUGGAACGAGGUUGUCGCCCACGCCUCCGCCGCCCUGCCGCUGAUCCAGCAGCAGCCUGCUCUGCUGGCCCAGUACCAGAGCAUUCUGGGCGGUGCCAACACUCUGCCUGCCAACUACGAUCCGGCGCUGGUCAGCUUGAUCGAGAACCAGCUGCCGACUCAGGUUGGCUUCGCCAUUCUGGGCGUGUCGCAGAACAACCAGGGCGCUGUGCCUACUGCACCCAAUGCCGAGCAGACUGCCGCUAGCGUCCCCGUCGGGACUGUCGUUACUGGCCCUGAGCCCACCGAUGCCAACACCGUCCCCACGGCUCCCCAGGAAACUGCUCCCAACGAUACUGCUGCUACGCCCUCGGGUCCCGAGGUGACCGACGCCACGGCUCCGUCAGGUACCGAUGCCACCGCUCCUUCGGCCACUGAUGCUACUGCUCCGUCGGCCACCGAUGCCACGGCUCCUUCGGGUACCGAUGCCACUGCCCCUUCGGGUACCGAUGCCACCGUCCCGUCCGGCACUGACGCUACCGUUCCUUCUGGUACCGAUGCUACUCCCUCGGGUAGCGAUGCCACUCACUCUGGCACUGAUGCCACUCACUCCGGAACCGAUGCCACUCACUCUGGAACCGAAGCCACCGACACUGAUGCCACGCCUUCCGGCUCGCACACUGCUUCCCAGACAGACGCCACUGCCUCGGGUACCAGCAAGCACAGCACAGCCUCCACGAGCAAGGCGUCGUCGUCGCACCACACUUCGUCUGAGGACAGCACUGACGAGUCUUCCUCCGAGGAGAGCUCCCUUGAUUCCGAGCUGUCAUCUGAGGAGGACAGCAGCGUGGAAUCGUCGACGAGAGUCAGCAGCGUCACCACGCCAGACAACGCUGCUGGGUCGCUGAACGCUUGGACGGCUCUGGGUGCCGCCAUCAUUGCUGCCGCCUCGUUCUUCUAAGAAGCGAACAAAGAAAUGCAAACCUAGCUUGCCUCAUUUGGAGUUCGUGAAUAAAGAUGGCGCACACCUAAUUUAUCUUCUUCUUUCCUUCGCUCCCGCACUCUACAAACGAUAUAUCUUAAUCACUAUCCACAUUUCACACGCUGCACUACACCUGUAUACAUGGGCG
Molecule: messenger RNA, 1195 nt
Organism: Linderina pennispora
Lineage: Eukaryota; Fungi; Kickxellomycota; Kickxellomycetes; Kickxellales; Kickxellaceae
Exons: 1
Coding region: 1-1026 (341 amino acids)
Source: RefSeq, a predicted model, not a curated record